This is a messenger RNA of Candidula unifasciata, 211 nucleotides long. Lineage: Eukaryota; Metazoa; Mollusca; Gastropoda; Stylommatophora; Geomitridae. The record is from the annotation of a GenBank genome assembly.
AUUGUGGCAGGAUGGGAUUGUGGCAGGAUGAGAUUGUGGCAGUAUCAGAUUGUGGCAGGAUGAGAUUCUGGCAGGACGGUAUUGUGGCAGGACGGGAUUGUGGCAGGAUGAGAUUGUGGCAGGACGGGAUUGUGAUAGGAUGGGAUUGUGGCAGGUCGGGAUUGUGGCAGGACGGGAUUGUGGCAGGGUGGGAUUGUGGCAGGGUGGGAUU